Danaus plexippus (monarch butterfly) is the source of this 3560-nucleotide messenger RNA. Its product is annotated as lysosomal alpha-mannosidase-like. Bases 6 to 3332 code for a protein of 1108 amino acids. Gene Ontology annotation, molecular function: carbohydrate binding; alpha-mannosidase activity. Gene Ontology annotation, cellular component: lysosome. The record is from RefSeq and is a predicted model, not a curated record. The transcript has 17 exons. NCBI's taxonomy places the organism in Eukaryota, Metazoa, Arthropoda, Insecta, Lepidoptera, Nymphalidae. Gene Ontology annotation, biological process: mannose metabolic process.
UAGCGAUGAACGGGAUUAUAAUUUAUUUAUUGUUAAUGUUAAAGAGAGUCAGCUGUAUGGACCCGUUGCUGAAGGAUCUUUUAACACCAAACCCGCAGCUCGGAGAGAAAUGCGGCUAUCAGAGCUGUCCGAACGUAAAGGACGGUUGGAUAAACAUUCACAUAGUGCCGUACUCACACGCGGAGCUGGGAUUCAUGAAGACGUUCUCAGAUUAUUACACAGGAGGUAACGACGACAUAUACCAAAAAAGUCGCAUCAACAUGAAACAAAUCCUGGAUUCCACUAUUAGUGAGCUGUGGGCCUACAAAGAGAGGAGGUUCAUUAUAGCAGACAGUGAACUGCCAUAUUUUUUUCACUGGUGGUCCAAAAGGGACGGGACAGUACGUAGAAUGGUGUACGAGCUGGUCCGCCAGGGUCGGCUCGUGAUCGUGGGCGGAGGCUGGGGCCUGCAGGACGAGACCACCACGUACUACCAGUCCGUCAUAGACAGCUACACGUACUCCCUCAGGAAGAUCAACGCUACUUUCCUGGAGUGCGGCCGGCCGCUGGUCGCGUGGCAGGCUGAUAACUUCGGCCACUCCCGGGAGUUCGCGUCCCUGGUCGCCCUCAUGGGCUUCGACGGACUCUUCAUCAACCCCAUCAGCUUCGACGACGAACUCAUCAGGAUGGAGAGGAAGGGACUCGAGUUCCUGUGGAGGGGCAGCGACGACCUGGGCCCGGAGACUGACAUCUUCACCCACAAGCUGUUCGACGGCUACUGGUCGCCCCCCGGCUUCUGCUUCGGCAGCAUGUGCUCGGACCCGCUGCUCGUCACCAGCGAUACGCUUUUUAAUAACGCUAAAGAGAGGGCCCAGCUGUUCAUUGAGAAGAUCCGUUUCCGCCAAGCUCCUAACUAUCAGACCAAGCAGGUGAUGGUGAUGAUGGGUCAGAGGAUGGGCUACGCGGACUCCAAGCUCUGGUUCAAUAACAUCGAGAAACUUAUAAGUUAUGUCAACGAGGAAGCGUUCGAAGAUAAAAUGUACGCCAUGUACUCGACUCCGAUGUGCUACCUGCAGGCGGCCUACCAAGAGAACCCAAUUUUGGAAACGAAACAGGACGACUUCAUACCGUUCGCGUACGACCAGGACUCCUACAUGACCGGCCUCUUCACCUCCAGACCUAGCUUCAAGUACUUGGUCAGAGAGGCCAACGUGUUCCUACAGAUAGCGAAACAGUUGCAAGUCUUGACCAACUUGAGAAACAACGACGGAAUAUUCGAAGAGUACAUGUGGAUCAUGGGCGUGGCGCAGGACCACAAUAUCAUAACGGGCGCCAUGCGGCCCUACGCCAAGAACUACUACACUAAGUACCUCAGCAUCGCCAUACAGAAGUCCACCAUCGUCGCGAAGCAGGCCUUCAACAAAGUGCGCGCCAACAACCCUUCGCUCCUCACCGACUACACGCUGUGUUACCUGAACGAGUCUUCGUGUCCCAACACUAAGGUCCCCUAUUUUUAUAUAACUGUAUACAAUCCCUUGGCUUGGAACGUCACGAUGCCUGUGAGGGUGCCGGCCUACAAAAGGAGAUACAACGUCUACGAUCCUCACGGUGAAGUAGUCCCCUCGGCGUUAAUGCGAAUACCGCAGCAGGUCCUGAGCAUACCCGGCAGGUUCGCAGAACACGACCUGGAGCUGGUCUUCAUCGCUCCAGAACUUCCAGCGCUCGGCUUCAGGUCCUACUACAUAGAGGAGGUGAAGAGAAACAAACGAUCACUUAUAAAGAAGAUCGGCAAGAACAAACAGAAGUACUUCAUAAGACAAGCGCCGAGGACAGACAACGCGACGCUCCUAGACGAUCCCGCGUACGACGAGGCUGAGGCUCAGCCGGAAGACAUCGGAGAGAGUAGGGCUGAGGGCUCCGAGGACGGGCACGACGCCACGAGAAGACCGGAAGUGACGUACGAGGAGCUGGAACACACGGACGGUACGGCCGACACCACACCCACCACCACACGCACCACCACCAGAGAGACGCGGACACGCGGCGACAGCAGCUGGGUGGAGUCGAGCGACACCUACAUCGGGAACAAGUACAUACGAAUAAGCCUGGACAGUCACCGCAAAGUGUCGUCUAUGAGUCUGGCCAACGGAGUCAACACGUCGCUGGACAUACAAUACUACUUCUACGUGUCCGACGACCCCGACACGGUCGAAAACCAGAAGCGACGGCCCGGAGCCUACAUCUUCAGACCUCUGGACGUCAAGCCGGAGGCGAUCAUAGACUACAUCGACACCAAGGUCUACAAGAGCGGCGAGGUGCAAGAGAUACAUUCCAGGUACUCGGAGCACGCGUCGUUCGUGUUGCGCUUGUACAGAGACAGCGUCGUGUGCGAACUGGACUGGAUCCUCGGCCCGCUGCCCGCGGACGGGCUGGGCCGGGAGCUCUUCAUACGGUACACCACCGACCUCGAGAACGACGGAGUGUUCUACACGGACGCGAACGGCAGGCAGGUCGUCAAGAGAAUCAGACACACGAGACCCUUGUACCGACCGUACCACCUGGACCCUGUCGCAGGCAACAUCUAUCCCGUCACAACAAGAAUAUAUAUAGAAGAUUUACGGAAGAAUCUCCGCUUGUCCAUAUUCAAUGACAGGUCACAAGGAGGGACCUCGCUCCUCGAGGGGUCGGUGGACCUCAUGUUGGACAGACUCAUCUACACCGACGACAGCGGAGUACAGACCUUCCUCAACGAGACCGUCGACGGCAAGGGAAUAGUCGUCCGCGGAACGCAUUACCUGUACCUCACCAGAGCCAGCCACAGACCUAAUAGAGUCUUCGAAAAGAGAUUCUCAAAGGAAAUAGAACUGAAACCUCAGAUAUUCUUCUCACGAAUCCGUCAAAUGGUGAGGAAGGAUCGCUGGCUCGGCAGGAGGAAUGAGUACUCGGCCCUCAAGACGAAGUUACCCAUCGGCGUCCACAUCCUGACGAUACAGGAGUGGAAUGAGGGGACUCUGCUGAUACGGCUCGAGAACUACUUAGAGAAAGCCGACGUCAUCAAGAGCGGCGUCAAGGAAGUGCGGCUAAAAGAUUUGUUCGUGAACAUAGUCCCGGAUGAGGCGGUCGAGAUGAAGCUGGCCGCGAACAUCCGCCUGAAGGAUUGGACGCAGAUACAGUGGCAGAGGAACGGCUCGUUCGUGAGCAACUUCAACGACCACUACGGAACCACGAAGACCGCGGAAUUCAGCGACGAGCGCAUGAAGCCCUUGAAGAAGGUCGACGUCCGCGCCGGCGUCCUGCUGUACCCGCAACAAAUACGGACCUUCGUCGUGUCUUACCGCGCACUCCAGCCGUGAGCAGUCAGCAGCGACGACGAUUAGCAGAUAACUAUAACCGCAUUUAGCUGGUGUACGAACCCCAGAGAAAUAAAUGUCCUUAAUCAAAUCAGCGUUUCCUCUGAACCAGUCGUCACGACUCGUGCGUCGAAGUAUUUGAACGAAGAUUAAUGAAAACACAGUCGUGAAUGUUAAUACAUCCCUCGCGGAACACACGCGCAGCGGCGGGUGUUCCGGGGACUACAGCCC